AUGACGGCCCUAUCGAUCGAAGAGAGGCUCGGCCUCAUCCGAGAGAACCUCGCCGAGGUCCUCAACCCCGAGAUCAUCGAGUCCAUCAUGGCUGAGGGACGGCACCCCAAGAUCUACUGGGGCACCGCUACCACUGGUCGACCUCACUGCGGCUACCUCGUGCCCGCCAUGAAGAUUGCCCAGUUCCUUGCCGCCGGCUGCGAUGUGACCAUUCUCCUUGCCGACGUCCACGGCUUCCUCGACAACCUCAAGGCCCCGCUCGAGCUUGUCGCACAGCGCGCCAACUACUACCGAUUCGUCAUCACCUCUAUGCUCAAGGCUGUUGGUGUACCUAUCGACAAGCUGCGAUUCGUCCUCGGCAGCUCUUACCAGACUAGCUCGGAUUACACCAUGGACGUCUACAAGCUGACCGCACUCGUGUCGGAGCAUGACGCCAAGAAGGCGGGUGCCGAGGUCGUGAAGCAGACUUCCAAUGCUCCUCUGAGCGGUCUCAUCUACCCCAUUUUGCAGGUGCUGGACGAGCAGUACCUGGAUUGUGAUGCUCAAUUCGGUGGCGUUGACCAGCGGAAGCUGUUUACGGCGGCUAAGGAGUGGCUACCCAAGCUCGGAUACCGACAGCGAGCGCAUCUCCUCAACCCCAUGGUUGCUGGUCUGAACGGCAACAAGAUGAGUUCAAGUGAUGAGAACAGCAAGAUUGAUCUUCUGGAUUCCCCCGAAGCCGUGGCUAAGAAGAUUCGGAAAGCGGAGUGCGUCCCUAAGGUGGUGGAGGGCAACGGCGUGCUGGCCCUGGUGGAGUACGUUCUGCUUCCAGGUUCAGGUCUGAAGAAUGGUGUUCGCGAGGUCAAGGUUGAGAGGCGCGACGCCGAGCCCCUGGUCUACACCAACAUCAAGCAGAUGCAGGAGGACUACGAGAACGAUGUGUUGACACCCCAGAUGCUCAAGGCCACCGUGACUCAGGGUCUUAUCGAUAUCAUGACGCCCAUCCAGGCCGAUUUCCAGGCCUCCGAAGAAUGGCAGGAGGUGACGUUGAAGGCGUACCCCCCACCAGCUAAGAAGGAGAAGAAGGUGAAGAACAGAGGCACCCGAUUCCCUGGAGCCAAGGGAGGAGCCGAUGCCCAGCAGGAUGGAGUGACAAAAAAGGUUGAGGAGUUGUCUGUGGCCGACGGCGCUCAGCCCAACGGUGCGUGA
Messenger RNA from Fusarium keratoplasticum, 1188 nucleotides. RefSeq names its product Tyrosine--tRNA ligase. Gene Ontology annotation, molecular function: tyrosine-tRNA ligase activity; ATP binding. Bases 1 to 1188 code for a protein of 395 amino acids. Lineage: Eukaryota; Fungi; Ascomycota; Sordariomycetes; Hypocreales; Nectriaceae. The transcript has 4 exons. Gene Ontology annotation, biological process: tyrosyl-tRNA aminoacylation. The record is from RefSeq and is a predicted model, not a curated record.